AAGAGAUCGAUUCAUUGGCAGAUAGCGUACGAUACAAUCUCGAGCAAUUGCAAAAUCUUGGGAGCGCAGUGUCCCGAAAAGGCAAGGCGGAGCGGUGCGACUAUGGAGUGACUGACUUUCUCGUUGGAUAGCUAUGAUUGACCCCGUUAGGAUUAAGACUUUGAUAAGAUGGCCCCUGGUGCGAGCGCAUCUCUGUUCGUUGGCGGCAGCGCUCAGCUUUCACAGCACAUGGCGAGUGCCGCGCGAUGGUUACCGGUACGGGGCCGUAGCGUACGGAUUGGUGCUGACGGCGGCCCUCAUGGCAGUGGGGCUACCAGGGAGCUUGCUGCAGCUAGCGGCCGGCCAGCUCAGCCAGCAGGACGCAGUCGGCGUCUGGCGAGCUGUGCCGUUCUUCAAAGGGGUCGGCUACCUACGGCUGCUGGUCUCUGCCUUGGGCUCCAUAUAUACCAUGGUGUAUGUAGCCCUAUUGGUUACAUGCUUCCUGUACACCGCCAACAACUCCAUACCCUUUGUGGAAUGCCGCGAGGACAUCCCGGUUGACGAGGUCGGAUAUGUAAAUCUGUACAAUGGGACGAGUUGUUUGAACUCUACGUUUCUGGGCCCAGUGAGCGAGCAGCCAGAAUACUUCACGGCAAUGGCGCUAGUUAUUCUAGUUUUGUGGACUGCUUUUCCAUUUCUGUUAUUUAAUCCGACGAAAAUGCUGAAACAUAUCCUGUACCCAUUGGGCCUAGUCGUGUUUGUUCUUUUCGUCAUAGUCAUAGCUGCUAUUGGAGAUGCCCAGGGUUUAACCGAUCUGUCGCCGAAGUGGGGUGGAUUGGCGCGCCCUGGGCUCUGGUUCGCAGCCAUCACCCAGGCUCUAUGGUCUUCCCAGGUAGCUGGAGGGUACAUGAUAUCUGCAGGAGAUACCGUCUACGCUACCACUAAUGUUCAGUGGUCAGCCCUCUUCAUGACUGGUGCCAAUAUAAUCGCGAGCUGGUGCAGCCUGCUGUUCUGGGGGGCGGUGGGGGGAGGCCAUAGUGACGUCACCAGCGCCGCAGUCCUCAUCGCCACGUACCAGGUCGCCGAGGACUCGCAGCUGAACCAAGCCUGGCCGCUGAUACUAUUCGCAGCCUUGUUUUUGUCGGGGAUCAUUACUAUGCUUAUUCUCUUAUACCCCAUAUAUGACCGCUUCCGUCGUGUUGGUGGUUACAAGUGGCGGUUCCUAUGCAUUGGUUUCUCACUGCUGGGCGCUGCAGCAGCCGUCGCGACUCUGGCGGGAAGGCUUCCAGCGUUGGAGCUGCUGGAAGACACAGCGGCACCAAUUCUCAUUAUAAUAGCUACGGUGCUGGAGGUAGUUGCAUUUGUACUCGUUUAUGGCCAGAAGAAUCUAGUCGAAGACAUAGAAUUCUUGAUCGGCCGAGAGCUACCGCAUGUUUGGAAAUGGGGGUGGUAUUGCGUUCCGGUGGUGAUAGUACCACUGGGGGCUUGGUGGGUGAUCUCCGAACUCUUGGACCCUCGCUGGGUUGAAGCACCUUGGACAGCCGCUGGUAUCUGCGCAUCAGCACUGCUUGCCUCACUCAUACUGAUGGCAUUUGCUGCUGUGGCCGUGCUGAAACAAGUACAAUACGACUUCUGCGAGAAGCUGCAGGCGUCCUUCAAAGCGUCUCGUCAUUGGGGCCCGCGGGACCCCAUCACGCAUUACUACUGGCUGGCGCGGCGGGACGAGCUGGAGAGGGGGGAGGGGCCCUCCCGCUACUACAGGCCCCAGCUGGGACAGCUCUCGUUACGCUCCAGCUUUCUGCGGAGCGAAGUAGCUUCUAUUAGCAAACAGUUGGAGGUCAUCGCCGAAGCCAAACGCCGAUCCAACUCAGACGACUGGCUGUACACAGUCUACAGAAAGAAACAGUUGUAUGAAACCUACCGAGAAUUGUAUUCAAAAUCCCGGUCCAAGUCCUUAGACUGUGCCUGCCGCGAAAACAGGGCGAGUAGUGACUACUUCACGCCGCUGAAUUCGCUCGCGUCCCUAAGGGAAGACAAUAAUAAUGUUGUGUUUGUUAAGAAUCUUAUUAUUGAUAAAUAGUAUAGUGUUUAAAUAAAUAAGGCAAAAAUCUGGAAUGUUCAUUA
Amyelois transitella is the source of this 2103-nucleotide messenger RNA. RefSeq names its product sodium-dependent nutrient amino acid transporter 1. Gene Ontology annotation, cellular component: membrane. The coding region runs from base 134 to 2059 and encodes 641 amino acids. The record is from RefSeq and is a predicted model, not a curated record. Gene Ontology annotation, biological process: sodium ion transmembrane transport. NCBI's taxonomy places the organism in Eukaryota, Metazoa, Arthropoda, Insecta, Lepidoptera, Pyralidae. The transcript has 11 exons.